AUGCUCCUGGGUCUGCCCUUCGCGGACGACGCUUUCGCGGCGCCGGGGUUGGGGCCAAAGCAACUAUUCAGCCUGCGUAUUCCUCCGGGCACGCACGAGCUGCGCAUCGCCAUUCGACCGUCGAAAGCGGAGCUGCCUCUUUUCCGCAAGACGGAAAACACAGUGCAGGGCGUGAAGGUUUCGCAUCAAGCAGUGACGGAGAAUUGGCUCAAGGAGCGAUCAAGGUGCCUGGGCGAGAUCACCGGCUUCGAAGCACCGGUCAAACCCUACUGUUUUCGCCGCGGCCACGGCGAGGCCCUCGACAGCAGCAGUCACAUUAGCGAUCCGCAGCGGAACCUCAUCCUGCAGCACUCCUCAUCGGCCGUAUUCCAGCACAACUACCUCUCACGAUACAUCACGCAAGAUACGCAGGCAGCGUAUAGAGGCUUGGAGCCGCAGACAGCCCUGAUACGCGCCGCCAGCGGCAUGAGUCGCUCGAUUGACCCCCAGCGGCCACGGUCAAUGACCGACGACCAACUGGCGAAUGUCAUCCGACAUCCGGAGGUUAUCUUGGCUCGACGAAUCCGAGACCGUUGGGCUAAGCACGCCCGUGCUCAGUACACGACGAUUGCCCGCUCGAAGGGUACAAGCGCACACGAAGCAUACCAGCACGCGCAGCGUGCAUACAUGCGAGCGAAACGGGAUGCCCGCAAAGCGAUGGUGCAGCAGGUCAACACCAGAUACCGAGAGGAGCAGCCCGUGGCGGAGAUCUUGUGGCAGCUGAAAAGCAGGGGCACGCGACCGCCAGAGCGCAGAUGCAAACGCGAGGCAGAGGCAGUGCUGAGCAGCGAGCGCCGGCGCGUCUUAGCGGCCUUGCUCACCUUCACACCGUCCGAAUCAGCGGACUGUCAUCGUCAGCGGUCAGAGGCCAUCGACGCUAUGACAGCACUGUGCAACGGACAGGAUCCAUCUGUGAAGAGGGUUUGUCGAGGUCGAGAGACCUGCCCCGCCGGCGCCGAUGCGAAGAGGGCGAUCUGCACCCUAGCCCAGACGACGAAGACUGACCCGUUCCCCAUGAAGUGUUUACCGACGCAAUGCAUUUUCUGCAUGGGCAACGAGGAACUAUCCCAGGCCAAACGGAUGAAGGCGUUCCGGAACCGCGACGGUCUGAAGGGGCACUUCGAGCGCAAGCAUCUGCGGCACCACACUGCAACACAAUUGAGGUGUCCGCAUCCAAAAUGUGGCAACGAAGAAUUCAAGCACAUGAAUCACCUGCGGAAUCAUGCUGCCAGCAUCCACGGGACUAUAACGUGA
Molecule: messenger RNA, 1293 nt
Organism: Recurvomyces mirabilis
Lineage: Eukaryota; Fungi; Ascomycota; Dothideomycetes; Mycosphaerellales; Teratosphaeriaceae
Exons: 2
Coding region: 1-1293 (430 amino acids)
Source: RefSeq, a predicted model, not a curated record